GCCCCGGAGCCGCCCCGUCCCGGCCGCCCGGACUUUACCUCCCGGCCGGGCCCGCGCCGUUCCGGGCCAUGUGAGCCGCGGGGCCGCCACCGACCGGGCACCGGCAUGGAGCGCAGGAAGGUCUUCGUGGCGCUCGACGUGCUCUGCGUGGUGGUCGCAUCUCUGCCCUUCGUCAUCCUGACGCUGGUGAACUCCCCGUACAAAAGGGGCUUCUACUGCAAUGACGACUCCAUCCGCUACCCCUACAAGGCGGACACCAUCACCCAUGGCCUCAUGGCUGGGGUCACCAUCACCUGCACCGUCCUCAUUAUCUCAUCGGGGGAGGCGUACCUGGUCUACACGGAGCGCCUCUACUCCAAGUCGGAGUUCAACAACUACCUGGCUGCCCUCUACAAGGUGGUGGGGACCUUCCUCUUCGGGGGGGCCAUCAGCCAGUCCCUCACCGACCUGGCCAAGUACAUGAUCGGCCGCCUGCGGCCCAACUUCCUGGCUGUCUGCAAUCCUGACUGGUCGAGGGUGAACUGCUCCACCUACGUGCAGCUGGAGAACAUCUGCCUGGGGGAGGGCAGGAACGUCACAGAGUCCAGGCUGUCCUUCUAUUCCGGGCACUCCUCCUUCGGGAUGUACUGCAUGAUGUUCCUGGCGCUCUACGUGCAGGCCCGGCUGGUGGGGAAGUGGGCCCGGCUGCUGCGCCCCACCAUCCAGUUCUUCCUCAUCGCCUUCGCCAUCUACGUGGGCUACACCAGGGUCUCUGACUACAAGCACCACUGGAGCGAUGUGCUGGCAGGGUUGCUCCAGGGGGCUCUCAUCGCCGUCCUCAUCGUCCGCUACGUCUCCGACUUCUUCAAGCACCGUCCGCCCCGGCAGUGCGACGAGCAGGACCCGGAGCGCAGGCCCAGCCUGCCGCUGACCAGGAGUGACUCGGAGCACAAUCACUACAGCUACCGGGGCACCCCGUGAGCUGCGCGCGGGCCAUGUGCCCCGGACUGCCGACGCUGCCCCGUGCCUCGCCCGGCGCAGGGGCAGGGGCCGUGCGCCUCGUGCUCACUGCGGGCUCCUCGCUGCCGCCGGCCGGCCCUGCCCGGCCCCGCUCCCGGCCGCGCCGCGGCUCCAGCACACGGCAAAGCUGGGGCUCUGCGGGGCAUGGGAGCGCGGGGAGGGGGGGCCCUGGUCCCACCGGCCUGACUCACGCUCCGCAGCCGCUUUCCCAGCCCGCUGUGUGGCGGGGAGGGAGGGCGGCACGGGGGGUGGAUUUGGGGCCAGCAAACAGCAGCGAGCGAACUCCUUGGGCCGUCUGAGGCUGCCUGGCGCUGCACGCGUGUUGUCCCUGUCAAAUUACACCGCCUUAUGAGCACAAAUCCUCACGAGCACAAGGGGAGGAGGACAGCUGCUGGGCUUGCAAUGCCUUUUUUGAAAGGAUUGGAGCAAGCCAGAGCUCUUCUGUUCCUUGAUUACCUUUAAAAGUGCUGCUGGCUGCCAGUGGCCGCGGGGCUGGGGUGCCCAGGCUGCUCCUUGCCCCCUCUGCUUGUGCCUGGCUCAGGGUGCAGGGCUGCUCCCGACCCUUCGUCUGCUGCAGCUUCAGCUGAUCCUUUAGGGGGUAGGGGGAAGGGGAGAAAUCUUCUGUGGUAAAGUGGGGGGAAAAAGGGGGACGUGGAGCUGGGCACAGGGCUCCUAACUCCCUGGGAAGGUGAGAAGGGGGCCACAUCCCAGCCCCGUCUCUGAUCUACAGCUGGCACUGGUGAGCUGUGGGCCUCUUGUUAAACUACAUGCAUUUUCAUGAUGAUGUUUUUGUAAAAAUGUGUUUUUUAAAUUAGAUCAUCCUUAAAGAA
Messenger RNA from Cygnus atratus (black swan), 1829 nucleotides. It is a transcript of the gene PLPP2, whose product is annotated as phospholipid phosphatase 2. The coding region runs from base 106 to 960 and encodes 284 amino acids. Gene Ontology annotation, biological process: signal transduction; phospholipid metabolic process; phospholipid dephosphorylation. The transcript has 6 exons. The record is from RefSeq and is a predicted model, not a curated record. NCBI's taxonomy places the organism in Eukaryota, Metazoa, Chordata, Aves, Anseriformes, Anatidae. Gene Ontology annotation, molecular function: phosphatidate phosphatase activity.